Messenger RNA from Ochotona curzoniae (black-lipped pika), 22151 nucleotides. It is a transcript of the gene NEB, whose product is annotated as nebulin. Gene Ontology annotation, molecular function: actin filament binding. Gene Ontology annotation, cellular component: Z disc. Gene Ontology annotation, biological process: cardiac muscle thin filament assembly. The record is from RefSeq and is a predicted model, not a curated record. The coding region runs from base 189 to 21647 and encodes 7152 amino acids. NCBI's taxonomy places the organism in Eukaryota, Metazoa, Chordata, Mammalia, Lagomorpha, Ochotonidae. The transcript has 157 exons.
GGCUUUUGCCUGGGGUUCUCAGGAGGGGAGAGGUUGGGAGAGGCUUUGCUGCUGAGGAAAUUUGUUUGGUAGACUGAAGGUUUGGUCGGAGCUAGAAGAAGAGAAAAAAUUCACACAAGCCAAUGGUGUUCAAGACAAAAAUAAGCCUGUUGCCUUGAGUUUGUAGGUGCCACUACUACUCUGGGAAAAUGGCAGAUGACGAAGAAUAUGAGGAGGUGGUGGAGUACUACACGGAAGAGACAAUUUAUGAAGAAGUGCCAGGAGAGACAAUAACAGAAAUCUACGAAACUACAACAACAAGGACCACAUCUGACUAUGGGCAAUCGGAAACUUCCAAACCGGCACUGGCAGAGCCGGUGCAGGCCAAGCCAGUGGAGAGGAAAAAGAUCAUCCGGAAGAAAGUGGACUCUUCGAAGUUCAUGACCCCCUACAUUGCACACAGUCAGAAAAUGCAGGAUCUUUUCAGCUCAAAUAAAUACAAGGAGAAUUAUGAGAAAGCCAAAGGACAGCCAUAUGCCAGCACAUCCGAUACGCCAGAACUUCGCAGAAUCAAGAAAGUCCAGGAUCAACUUAGUGAGAUUAAGUAUCGAAUGGAUGGUGAUGUUGCUAAAACUAUUUGUCACGUAGAUGAAAAAGCAAAGGACAUUGAACAUGCAAAGAAAGUGUCGCAGCAAGUCAGUAAGGUUUUAUACAAACAGAACUGGGAAGACACCAAGGAUAAGUACUUGCUUCCCCCUGAUGCCCCUGAACUUGUUCAGGCCAUUAAGAACACAGCCAUGUUCAGCAAGAAACUUUACACUGAAGAUUGGGAAGCAGACAAAAGUUUGUUUUACCCGUAUAACGAUAGUCCGGAACUGAGGAGGGUUGCCCAAGCCCAGAAAGCGCUCAGUGAUAUUGCCUACAAAAAGGGUCACGCUGAACAGCAAACUCAAUUCACAUCUCUGGCCGAUCCUCCAGACAUAGAAUUUGCCAAGAAAGUAACUAACCAAGUGAGCAAGCAAAAAUACAAGGAAGACUAUGAAAAUAAAGUCAAAGGCAAAUGGAGUGAGACACCUUGCUUUGAAAUUGCAACUGCCAGAAUGAAUGCUGAUAAUAUCAGCAAUAGGAAAUACCAGGAAGAUUUUGAAAGCAUGAAAGACCAGAUCUACUUCAUGCAGACUGAAACACCAGAGUAUAAAGUGAACAAGCAAGCUGGAGUGGCAGCUAGCAAGGUGAAAUAUAAAGAGGACUAUGAAAAGAAUAAAGGAAAAGCAGACUACAAUGUACUUCCUGCCACAGAAAACCCACUGCUCAGGCAGCUGAAGGCAGCAGGAAAUGCCCUAAGUGAUAAACUGUACAAGGAAAACUAUGAAAAGACAAAGGCAAAGAGCAUAAACUACUGUGAGACCCCCAAAUUUCAAUUGGAUACAGUUCUUCAGAAUUUCAGCAGUGAUACUAAAUAUAAAGAUUCCUACCUAAAGAACAUUUUGGGACAUUAUGUAGGCAGCUUUGAGGAUCCGUAUCAUUCACACUGCAUGAAAGUCACAGCUCAAAACAGUGAUAAAAACUACAAGGCAGAGUAUGAAGAGGACAGAGGCAAAGGCUUCUUCCCCCAGACGAUUACUCAAGAAUACGAAGCCAUCAAGAAGCUCAAUCAGUGUAAAGAUCACACCUACAAAGUCCAUCCAGAUAAGACAAAAUUCACACAAGUUACUGACUCUCCUGUUAUGCUGCAAGCCCAAGUCAAUUCUAAACAACUGAGCGAUCUAAAUUAUAAAGCAAAACAUGAAACUGAAAAGUUCAAGUGCCAUAUACCACCAGAUAUUCCUGCCUUUAUCCAACACAGAGUUAAUGCCUAUAACCUGAGUGAUAAUGUUUAUAAACAUGACUGGGAGAAGAGCAAAGCUAAGAAGUUUGACAUUAAAGUGGACGCCAUUCCCCUGCUGGCAGCCAAAGCCAACAGCAGGAACGCCAGUGAUGUGAUGUACAAGAAGGACUAUGAGAAGAACAAAGGGAAGAUGAUCGGAGCCCUCAGCAUUAACGAUGACCCGAAGAUGCUACACUCGCUGAAGACAGCCAAAAACCAGAGUGACAGGUUAUACAAGGAAAACUAUGAGAAGACGAAGGCAAAGAGCAUGAACUAUUGUGAAACCCCAAAAUACCAACUCGAUACUCAGCUGAAGAACUUCAGCGAGGCUAAAUAUAAAGACUUAUAUUUAAAGAAUAUUUUGGGACAUUAUGUAGGCAGCUUUGAGGACCCAUAUCAUACACACUGCAUGAAAGUUGCAGCUCAGAACAGUGACAAAAGUUACAAGGCAGAAUAUGAAGAAGAUAAGGGAAAAUGCUAUUUCCCUCAGACGAUAACACAAGAAUAUGAAGCAAUCAAGAAGCUAGACCAAUGUAAAGAUCAUACCUACAAAGUUCAUCCAGAUAAGACCAAAUUCACAGCAGUCACUGAUACUCCGGUACUAUUGCAAGCCCAGCUCAACACAAAGCAGCUUAGUGAUCUGAAUUACAAAGCAAAACACAAAGAUGAGAAGUUCAAGUGCAGUGUCCCAGCGGAUGCUCCAGAGUUUAUCCAACACAGAGUGAAUGCCUAUAACCUGAGUGAUAAUGUUUAUAAACAUGACUGGGAGAAGAGCAAAGCUAAGAAGUUUGACAUUAAAGUGGACGCCAUUCCCCUGCUGGCAGCCAAAGCCAACAGCAGGAACGCCAGUGAUGUGAUGUACAAGAAGGACUAUGAGAAGAGCAAAGGGAAGAUGAUCGGAGCCCUCAGCAUUAACGAUGACCCGAAGAUGCUACACUCGCUGAAGGCAGCCAAAAACCAGAGUGACCGUGAAUAUCGUAAAGACUAUGAGAAAUCCAAAACCAUCUAUACAGCCCCUCUUGAUAUGCUCCAAGUCACUCAAGCUAAGAAAUCUCAGGCAAUUGCCAGUGAUGUGGACUAUAAGCAUGUCCUACACAAUUAUAGCUACCCACCUGACAGCAUCAAUGUGGACCUGGCCAAGAAGGCCUACGCACUGCAGAGUGAUGUGGAGUACAAAGCUGACUACAACAGCUGGAUGAAAGGCUGUGGCUGGGUCCCUUUUGGGUCCUUAGAAAUGGAAAAGGCAAAGCGAGCUUCAGACAUCCUUAACGAGAAAAAAUAUCGCCAACAUCCAGACACUCUAAAGUUUACUUCAAUUGAAGAUGCUCCAAUUACAGUGCAAUCCAAGAUUAACCAGGCCCAGAGGAGUGAUAUCGCUUACAAAGCCAAAGGGGAGGAAAUCCUGCACAAGUACAGCCUGCCAGCAGACCUGCCGCAGUUCAUUCAGGCUAAAGUCAAUGCCUACAACAUCAGUGAGAAUAUGUACAAGGCAGACUUGAAGGACUUAAGCAAGAAGGGGUAUGACCUGAGGACCGACGCAAUUCCCAUCAAAGCUGCCAAAGCUGCCAGGCAGGCAGCGAGUGAUGUUCAGUACAAAAAAGAUUAUGAAAAAGCUAAAGGCAAAAUGGUUGGCUUCCAAAGUCUUCAGGAUGAUCCUAAGCUGGUUCAUUACAUGAAUGUGGCCAAGAUACAAUCAGACCGGGAAUACAAAAAAGACUAUGAGAAGACAAAGACCAAAUACAAUACACCCCAUGAUAUGUUCAAUGUGGUGGCAGCAAAGAAAGCUCAGGAUGUUGCCAGCAACGUCAACUAUAAGCAUUCUCUCCAUCAUUACACCUAUCUUCCUGAUGCCAUGGACCUGGAGCUGUCCAAAAACAUGAUGCACAUACAGAGUGACAAUGCCUAUAAGGAAGACUACAACACCUGGAUGAAAGGCAUUGGAUGGAUACCUAUCGGCAGUCUUGAUGUAGAGAAAGUUAAAAAGGCGGGUGAUGCCCUUAAUGAAAAGAAGUACAGGCAACAUCCAGACACCCUCAAAUUUACCAGCAUUGUGGACUCCCCAGUUAUGGUCCAAGCGAAACAGAACACACAGCAAGUCAGUGAUAUCUUGUACAAAGCUAAAGGAGAAGAUGUAAAGCACAAAUAUACUAUCAGUCCUGAUCUUCCUCAGUUUCUCCAGGCCAAGUGCAACGCUUACAAUAUAAGUGAUGUCUGCUACAAACGGGACUGGCAUGACUUAAUAGCCAAGGGCAACAACGUACUUGGUGAUGCUAUUCCCAUAGCUGCAGCCAAGGCAUCAAGAAAUAUCGCCAGUGACUAUAAAUACAAGGAAGCUUAUGAGAAGUCCAAGGGAAAACAAGUGGGUUUCAGAAGCCUCCAGGAUGAUCCCAAGCUGGUCCAUUACAUGAAUGUGGCAAAGAUGCAGUCUGAUCGUGAAUACAAAAAGAACUACGAGAACACCAAAACCAGCUAUCAUACCCCCGGAGACAUGGUUAGCAUUACAGCUGCAAAGAUGGCCCAGGAUGUUGCUACCAAUGUCAACUAUAAACAGCCAAUACAUCACUACACAUAUCUUCCUGAUGCCAUGAGUUUCGAGCACACGAGGAAUGCGAAUCAAAUUCAGAGCGAUAAUGUAUACAAGGAUGAGUACAACAACUUCUUCAAGGGCAUUGGAUGGAUUCCUAUUGGUUCUCUGGAAGUUGAGAAGGCAAAAAAAGCAGGUGACGCAUUAAAUGAGAGGAAAUAUCGGCAGCACCCAGACACCAUCAAGUUCACGAGUGUGCCUGAUUCCAUGGGCAUGGUUUUGGCUCAGCAUAACACCAAGCAGCUAAGUGACUUGAAUUACAAGGUGGAGGGGGAGAAAGUGAAACACAAGUACACUCUGGACCCUGACGUGCCUCAGUUCAUUCAAGCUAAGGUCAACGCCCUCAACAUGAGUGAAGCUCACUAUAAAGCAGACUGGAAGAAAACCCUUGCUAAGGGCUAUGACUUGAGACCUGAUGCCAUUCCCAUUGUUGCUGCAAAGAGUUCCAGGAAUAUUGCUAGUGAUUGCAAAUAUAAGGAGGCCUAUGAGAAAGCCAAAGGCAAGCAAAUUGGAUUUCUCAGUCUUCAGGAUGAUCCUAAACUGGUUCAUUACAUGAAUGUGGCCAAGAUACAGUCAGAUCGUGAGUACAAAAAGGGCUAUGAAGCCAGCAAGACCAGGUACCACACGCCUUUGGAUAUGUUCAGUGUGACGGCAGCCAAGAAGUCUCAGGAGGUUGCUACCAACGCCAACUACAAACAGCCUUUCCACAACUAUACUCUCCUGCCGGAUGCCUUGAACGUGGAGCACUCCAGGAAUGCCAUGCAGAUCCAGAGUGAUAAUCUGUAUAAAUCUGACUUCACCAACUGGAUGAAAGGGAUUGGCUGGGUCCCCAUCCAGUCCCUGGAAGUGGAGAAGGCAAAGAAAGCAAGCGAGAUCCUUAGUGAGAAGAAGUAUCGCCAGCAUCCUGAGAAACUCAAGUUCACCUAUGCCAUGGACACCAUGGAACAGGCAUUGAACAAAAGUAACAAACUCAACAUGAACAAGAGGCUCUACACUGAGAAAUGGGAUAAAGACAAGACCACCAUUCAUGUCAUGCCUGAUACUCCAGAUAUCCUGCUCUCCAAAGUAAACCAAAUCACCAUGAGUGAUAAACUGUACAAAGCAGGCUGGGAAGAGGAAAAGAAGAAGGGAUAUGACCUGAGACCUGAUGCCAUCUCUAUAAAGGCUGCCAGAGCUUCUAGAGACAUUGCCAGUGAUUACAAAUACAAGCAAGCAUAUGAACAAGCCAAAGGGAAACAUAUUGGCUUCCGGAGUCUGGAAGACGAUCCCAAGUUGGUGCACUUCAUGCAGGUGGCCAAGAUGCAGUCAGACCGGGAAUACAAAAAGGCCUAUGAGAAAUCCAAGACAUCCUUCCAUACCCCCGUGGACAUGCUCAGUGUGGUAGCAGCCAAGAAGUCCCAGGAGGUGGCCACCAAUGCCAACUACAGGAAUGUGAUCCAUACCUACAACAUGCUUCCUGAUGCCAUGGGCUUUGAGUUGGCCAAAAACAUGAUGCAGAUUCAAAGUGAUAAUCAGUACAAAGCUGACUAUGCUGACUUCAUGAAGGGCAUUGGCUGGCUUCCUCUGGGCUCCUUAGAGGCUGAGAAAAACAAGAAAGCCAUGGAUAUCAUCAGCGAAAAGAAGUACCGCCAGCAUCCAGACACUUUGAAGUACUCUACACUGAUGGAUUCAAUGAACAUGGUUUUGGCACAGAAUAAUGCCAAAAUUAUGAAUGAACACCUCUACAAACAAGCAUGGGAGGCUGACAAGACCAAAGUCCACAUCAUGCCUGAUAUCCCCCAGAUUGUCUUGGCAAAGGCAAAUGCCAUUAACAUGAGUGAUAAACUCUACAAACUUUCUUUGGAAGAGUCUAAGAAGAAAGGCUAUGAUCUCCGAACUGAUGCAAUUCCCAUCAAAGCUGCCAAGGCUUCACGAGACAUUGCAAGUGAUUAUAAAUAUAAGUACAAUUAUGAAAAGCAGAAAGGAAAAAUGGUUGGCUUCCGCAGUCUUGAAGAUGAUCCAAAAUUAGUCCACUCCAUGCAAGUGGCUAAGAUGCAAUCUGAUCGAGAGUACAGGAAAAACUAUGAGACGACAAAGACCAGCUACCACACCCCUGCAGACAUGCUCAGUGUUACGGCCGCCAAGGAUGCCCAAGCCAAUAUCACCAAUACUAACUACAAGCACCUGAUUCACAAGUACAUCCUUCUCCCGGAUGCAAUGAACAUCGAGCUGAGCAGGAAUAUGAAUCACAUUCAGAGUGAUAAUGAAUACAAACAGGACUACAAUGAAUGGUACAAGGGACUUGGCUGGAGUCCAGCUGGUUCCCUAGAAGUGGAGAAGGCCAAGAAAGCAACUGAAUAUGCUAGUGAUCAAAAAUACCGCCAGCAUCCGAGCAACUUCCAGUUUAAGAAGUUGAAUGAUUCCAUGGACAUGGUGCUUGCCAAGCAAAAUGCACAGACUAUGAACAAGCAUUUAUACACUGUUGACUGGAAUAAAGAUAAGACCAAGAUUCAUGUGAUGCCUGAUACACCAGAUAUAUUACAAGCUAAACAGAAUCAAACACUAUAUAGUCAGAAACUCUAUAGACUUGGAUGGGAAGAAGCUUUGAAGAAGGGCUAUGAUCUCCCAGUUGAUGCAAUUUCCGUCCAGCUUGCCAAAGCUUCUAGAGACAUUGCUAGUGAUUUUAAAUAUAAACAAGGCUAUCGCAAGCAGCUGGGCCACCAUGUUGGAUUCCGGAGUUUGCAGGAUGACCCAAAACUUGUGUUGUCCAUGAAUGUAGCCAAAAUGCAGAGUGAAAGAGAAUACAAGAAGGACUUUGAAAAGUGGAAAACCAAGUACACAAGCCCUGUGGACAUGCUGGGGGUGGUGCUGGCCAAGAAGUGCCAGGCCUUGGUCAGUGAUGCCGACUAUAGGAACUACCUGCACCAGUGGACGUGCCUGCCUGACCAGAAUGACGUCAUCCAUGCUAAAAAAGCAUAUGAGUUACAAAGUGAGAAUGUGUAUAAGUCUGACCUUGAGUGGCUGAAAGGCAUAGGAUGGAGUCCCUUAGGUUCUUUGGAAGCAGAAAAGAACAAGAGGGCUUCAGAAAUUAUCAGUGAGAAGAAAUAUCGCCAGCCUCCAGACAGAAACAAGUUCACCAGCAUACCUGAUGCCAUGGAGAUAGUUCUCGCGAAGACGAAUGCCAAGAAUAGGAGUGAUAGACUUUAUAGAGAAGCUUGGGACAAGGACAAGACUCAAAUUCAUAUCAUGCCAGACACACCUGACAUUAUCCUGGCGAAAGCAAACUUGAUCAAUACAAGUGAUAAACUCUACCGAAUGGGUUAUGAGGAGCUAAAGAAAAAAGGGUAUGAUCUUCCCGUUGACGCCAUUCCAAUCAAAGCAGCAAAAGCAUCCCGGGAAAUUGCCAGUGAAUACAAGUACAAAGAAGGCUUUCGCAAGCAGCUGGGUCACCACAUUGGAGCUCGGGACAUUAAGGAUGACCCCAAGAUGAUGUGGUCCAUGCAUGUGGCCAAGAUCCAGAGUGACAGGGAGUACAAGAAGGACUUUGAGAAAUGGAAGACCAAGUUCAGCAGCCCCGUGGACAUGCUGGGGGUGGUGCUGGCCAAGAAGUGCCAGACCUUGGUCAGUGACGCAGACUACAGGAACUACCUGCACCAAUGGACGUGCCUGCCCGACCAGAAUGACGUCAUCCAUGCUCGGCAGGCCUAUGAUCUCCAAAGUGAUAAUUUGUACAAGUCUGACCUUCAGUGGCUAAGAGGCAUUGGCUGGAUGCCUAGUGGUUCUCUUGAGGAUGAGAAGAACAAAAGAGCAACCCAGAUUCUGAGUGACCAUGUCUACCGUCAGCACCCUGAUAAGUUCAAGUUUUCCAGUCUCAUGGACUCCAUACCCAUGGUUUUGGCAAAAAACAAUGCUAUUACGAUGAACCAUCGCCUCUAUACAGAAGCUUGGGAUAAAGAUAAAACCACUGUUCACAUUAUGCCAGAUACACCUGAAGUUUUACUAGCUAAACAAAACAAAGUAAAUUAUAGUGAGAAAUUAUAUAAAAUUGGCCUGGAAGAAGCCAAGAAGAGAGGCUAUGAUAUGCGUAUUGAUGCCAUUCCUAUCAAGACUGCCAAGGCCUCCAGAGACAUUGCAAGUGAAUACAAGUACAAAGAAGGCUAUCGCAAACAACUUGGCCAUCACAUUGGAGCCCGAGCUAUACAUGAUGACCCCAAGAUGAUGUGGUCCAUGCAUGUGGCCAAGAUCCAGAGUGACAGGGAGUACAAGAAGGACUUUGAGAAGUGGAAGACCAAGUUCAGCAGCCCUGUGGACAUGCUGGGGGUGGUGCUGGCCAAGAAGUGCCAGACCUUGGUCAGUGACAUAGACUACAAGAACUACCUGCACCAGUGGACGUGCCUGCCUGACCAGAAUGACGUCAUCCAUGCUCGGCAGGCCUAUGAUCUCCAGAGUGAUAAUAUGUACAAGUCAGAUCUCCAAUGGUUGAGAGGCAUCGGCUGGGUUCCCAUUGGCUCUUUGGAUGUGGAAAAAUGCAAACGGGCAACUGAAAUCUUAAGUGAUAAAAUCUACCGCCAGCCUCCAGACAGAUUCAAAUUUACCAGUGUGACUGAUUCUCUGGAACAGGUGUUGGCUAAGAAUAAUGCCAUCACUAUGAACAAGCGUUUGUAUACAGAAGCUUGGGACAAAGACAAGACCCAGAUCCAUAUAAUGCCAGACACACCAGAAAUUAUGUUGGCAAGAAUGAAUAAAAUCAACUACAGUGAGAGUCUGUACAAACUGGCCAAUGAAGAAGCAAAGAAGAAAGGCUAUGACUUGCGGAGCGAUGCCAUCCCCAUUGUGGCAGCCAAGGCCUCCCGGGAUAUCGCCAGUGAUUACAAAUACAAAGACGGUUACCGCAAGCAACUGGGCCACCACAUUGGAGCCCGGAACAUUGAGGAUGACCCCAAGAUGAUGUGGUCCAUGCAUGUGGCCAAGAUCCAGAGUGACAGGGAGUACAAGAAGGACUUUGAGAAGUGGAAGACCAAGUUCAGCAGCCCCGUGGACAUGCUGGGGGUGGUGCUGGCCAAGAAGUGCCAGACCUUGGUCAGUGACAUAGACUACAAGAACUACCUGCACCAGUGGACGUGCCUGCCUGACCAGAAUGACGUCAUCCAUGCUCGGCAGGCCUAUGAUCUCCAGAGUGAUAAUAUCUAUAAGUCCGAUCUCCAGUGGUUGAAAGGCAUUGGUUGGGUCCCCAUUGGAUCUCUGGAUGUGGUCAAGUGCAAGAGAGCAGCAGAGAUACUGAGUGACAACAUCUACCGCCAGCCUCCAGACAAGCUCAAGUUCACCAGCGUGACUGAUUCUCUGGAACAGGUGCUGGCCAAGAACAACGCCCUCAACAUGAACAAGCGCUUAUACACAGAAGCCUGGGACAAAGACAAGACGCAAAUCCAUAUAAUGCCUGAUACACCGGAAAUCAUGUUAGCAAGGCAGAACAAGAUCAACUACAGUGAGAGUCUCUACAAACUGGCCAAUGAAGAAGCAAAGAAGAAAGGUUAUGACUUGCGGAGCGAUGCCAUCCCCAUUGUGGCAGCCAAGGCCUCCCGGGAUAUCGCCAGUGAUUACAAAUAUAAAGAUGGUUACCGCAAGCAGCUGGGCCACCACAUUGGAGCCCGGAAUAUUGAGGAUGACCCCAAGAUGAUGUGGUCCAUGCACGUGGCCAAGAUCCAGAGUGACAGGGAGUAUAAGAAGGACUUUGAGAAAUGGAAGACCAAGUUCAGCAGUCCCGUGGACAUGCUGGGAGUGGUGCUGGCCAAGAAGUGCCAGACCUUGGUCAGUGACAUAGACUACAAGAACUACCUGCACCAGUGGACGUGCCUGCCUGACCAGAAUGACGUCACCCAUGCUCGGCAGGCCUAUGAUCUCCAGAGUGAUAACGUUUAUAAGUCCGAUCUCCAGUGGUUGAAAGGCAUUGGUUGGGUCCCCAUUGGAUCUCUGGAUGUGGUCAAGUGCAAGAGAGCAGCAGAGAUACUGAGUGACAACAUCUACCGCCAGCCUCCAGACAAGCUCAAGUUCACCAGCGUGACUGAUUCUCUGGAACAGGUGCUGGCCAAGAACAAUGCCAUCAACAUGAACAAGCGCUUAUACACAGAAGCCUGGGACAAAGACAAGACUCAGAUACAUAUGAUGCCUGAUACACCGGAAAUUACAUUAGCAAGACAAAAUAAAAUAAAUUACAGUGAGAACCUGUAUCGCCAGGCCAUGGAAGAAGCCAAAAAGGAAGGCUAUGACUUGAGAAGCGAUGCCAUCCCCAUUGUGGCUGCCAAGGCCUCUCGGGAUAUUGCCAGUGAUUACAAAUAUAAAGAAGCUUAUCGUAAGCAGCUGGGCCACCACAUCGGUGCCCGAGCAAUACAUGAUGACCCCAAGAUGAUGUGGUCCAUGCACAUUGCCAAAGUGCAGAGUGAUCGCGAGUAUAAGAAAGAGUUUGAGAAGUACAAGACACGGUACAGCAGCCCAGUGGAUAUGCUUGGAAUAGUUUUGGCCAAGAAGUGUCAGACCUUAGUCAGUGACGUGGACUACAAAAAUCUUCUGCAUGAAUGGACGUGCCUGCCAGACCAGAAUGAUGUCAUUCAGGCACGGAAAGCCUAUGACCUCCAGAGUGACAAUCUAUAUAAGUCAGACCUGGAAUGGAUGAGAGGCAUAGGCUGGGUUCCCAUUGGUUCCCUUGAAGUUGUCAAAGCCAAGAGGGCAACAGAGAUACUGAGUGACAACAUCUACCGGCAGCGACCAGACAAGUUGAAAUUCACCAGUGUAACUGACUCACUGGAGCAGGUGCUAGCCAAGAACAAUGCAAUCACCAUGAAUAAGCGCUUAUAUACUGAAGCCUGGGACAAUGACAAGAAAACAAUCCAUGUCAUGCCUGAUACACCUGAAAUAAUGUUAGCCAAACUCAACAGAAUAAACUACAGUGAUAAACUCUACAAACUGGCUUUGGAAGAGUCCAAGAAGGAAGGCUAUGACUUGCGGGUGGAUGCCAUUCCCAUCCAGGCAGCCAAGGCUUCAAGAGACAUUGCCAGCGAUUAUAAAUAUAAGGAAGGCUACCGCAAGCAGCUGGGCCACCACAUUGGAGCUCGGAACAUUGAGGAUGACCCCAAGAUGAUGUGGUCCAUGCAUGUGGCCAAGAUCCAGAGUGACAGGGAGUACAAGAAGGACUUUGAGAAAUGGAAGACCAAGUUCAGCAGCCCCGUGGACAUGCUGGGGGUGGUGCUGGCCAAGAAGUGCCAGAUCCUUGUAAGCGACAUAGACUACAAGCAUCCCCUUCACGAGUGGAUCUGCCUGCCUGACCAGAAUGACAUCAUCCAUGCUCGGAAGGCCUAUGAUCUGCAGAGCGAUGCUGUUUACAAGGCUGAUCUUGAGUGGCUCAGAGGCAUUGGCUGGGUUCCCAUUGGUUCCGUGGAGGUUGAGAAGGUGAAACGUGCUGGAGAAAUUCUGAGUGACAGGAAGUACCGGCAACCUGCAGACAAGCUCAAGUUCACAAGCAUUACAGACACCCCAGAGAUUGUCCUGGCAAAGAGUAACGCCCUGAACAUGAGCAAGCAUUUAUACACAGAGGCUUGGGAUGCUGACAAAACUUCCAUCCACGUGAUGCCGGACACCCCGGAAAUCUUGCUGGCUAAGAGUAAUUCUGUCAAUAUCAGCCAAAAACUUUACACCAAGGGAUGGGAUGAGUCCAAGAUGAAGGACUACGAUCUGCAGGCAGAUGCUAUUCCUAUCAAAAGUGCCAAGGCCUCCAGGGACAUCGCCAGUGAUUACAAAUACAAGGAAGCGUAUGAGAAACAGAAGGGCCACCACAUUGGAGCUCAGAGCAUUGAAGAUGACCCCAGGAUCAUGUGCGCCAUGCAUGCAGGGAAAAUUCAAAGUGAAAGGGAAUACAAGAAGGACUUCCAGAAGUGGAAGACCAAAUUCACAAGCCCGGUGGACAUGUUAGGCAUCUUGCUGGCCAAGAAAUGUCAGACCCUAGUCAGCGAUGUUGAUUACCGCAAUUACCUGCAUAACUGGACGUGCUUACCUGAUCAAAAUGACAUUAUCCAUGCGAAGAAGGCCUACGACCUGCAGAGCGAUAAUGUGUAUAAAGCUGACCUGGAGUGGCUGCGUGGCAUUGGGUGGAUGCCUGAAGGCUCCGUGGAAAUGACACGAGUGAAGGGUGCUCAGGACCUCCUUAAUGAGAGACAAUACAGAACGCGCCCGGAAGCCUUGAAGUUCACUACCAUUGUCGACACGCCAGAAAUCGUCCUGGCGAAAACCAACUCUCUGCAAAUGAGUGAGAGGCUGUACCAAGAGGCUUGGAAUAGAGACAAAACCAACAUCAGUAUUCCUUCAGAUACUCCAGUCAUGCUACAAGCCCAAAUCAAUGCUAUGCAAAUCAGCAAUAAACUCUACCAAAAGGAUUGGGAUGAGGCCAAGCAGAAAGGCUAUGACAUAAGAGCAGAUGCCAUUGAGAUCAAACAUGCCAAAGCCUCCAGAGAAAUUGCCAGUGAGUACAAAUACAAAGAAGGUUACCGUAAGCAACUGGGACACCACGUGGGCUUCCGCAGUCUGCAAGAUGACCCCAAACUAGUGUGGUCUAUACAUGCUGCCAAGAUCCAGAGCGACAGAGAGUACAAGAAAGCCUAUGAGAAAUCUAAGUCCGUUUACAACACGCCAUUGGAUAUGAUGUCAAUCGUUCAAGCCAAGAAGUGUCAGGUCCUGGUUAGCGACAUUGAUUAUCGCAAUUAUCUGCACCAGUGGACGUGUCUGCCAGAUCAAAAUGAUGUGAUCCAGGCUAAGAAAGCCUACGAACUACAGAGCGAUACCAUCUAUAAGGCUGACUUGGAGUGGUUGCGUGGCAUUGGUUGGAUGCCUGAGGGCUCCCCAGAAGUGUUGCGAGUCAAGAAUGCCCAGGAGAUCCUAUGUGACAGUGUCUACCGGACCCCUGUGGUGAACCUCAAGUAUACCAGCAUCGUCGACACACCUGAAAUUGUCCUUGCCAAGUCCAAUGCUGAAAACAUUAGCAUUCCAAAGUACAGAGAAGUCUGGGACAAAGAUAAGACUUCCAUCCACAUCAUGCCAGAUACUCCAGAAAUUAAUCUCGCUAGAGCAAAUGCUCUUAAUGUGAGCAACAAAAUCUACCGUGAGGGCUGGGAUGAAGUGAAGAUGAGCUGUGAUGUGCGGUUGGAUGCUAUUCCCAUCCAGGCUGCCAAGGCCUCCAGGGAGAUCGCCAGUGAUUAUAAAUACAAGCUGGACCACGAGAAGCAGAAAGGACACUACGUGGGCACCCUCACAGCCAGGGAUGACAACAGGAUCCGGUGGGCCCUCAUAGCUGGCAAGCUUCAGAACGAGAGAGAGUACAAGAUGCACUGGGCCAAAUGGAAGACCAAGUUCCAAAGCCCGGUGGACAUGCUUUCCAUCUUGCAUUCUAAAAAGUGCCAGACCCUGGUCAGCGACAUUGAUUACCGCAAUUACCUGCACCAGUGGACUUGCAUGCCUGACCAGAAUGAUGUGAUUCAGGCCAAGAAAGCCUAUGAACUGCAAAGCGAUGCUGUUUACAAGGCUGACUUGGAAUGGCUGCGUGGAAUCGGGUGGAUGCCCAAUGACUCCGUGUCUGUCAAUCACGCUAAGCACGCUGCAGAUAUCUUCAGUGAGAAAAAGUAUCGCACAAAAAUAGAAACACUCAACUUUACUCCAGUGGAUGACAGAGUUGAUUAUGUGACAGCAAAACAAAGUGGCGAGAUCCUGGAUGAUAUUAAAUACCGGAAAGACUGGAAUUCUAUCAAGUCGAAGUACACCCUCACAGAAACCCCUCUGCUGCAUACGGCCCAGGAGGCUGCACGGAUACUGAAUCAGAACCUGUACAAGGAAGGCUGGGAGAAACAAAAAGCCACGGGUUACAUCCUGCCUCCAGAUGCUGUGCCAUUUGUUCAUGCUCAUCACUCCAGUGACGUUCAGAGUGAGCUGAAAUACAAAGCUGAGCAUGUGAAGCAAAGAGGUCACUAUGUCGGUGUUCCAACAAUGAGAGAUGAUCCUAAACUGGUUUGGUUUGAGCAUGCAGGCCAGAUCCAGAAUGACAGACUUUACAAAGAGGACUAUCACAAAACAAAGGCCAAAAUCAACAUACCUGCUGAUAUGGUGUCCGUUGUGGCUGCCAAGGAAGGGCAGACCCUUGUCAGUGACAUCGAUUAUCGUAAUUACCUGCACCAGUGGACAUGUCAUCCCGACCAAAAUGAUGUGAUUCAGGCAAGGAAGGCCUAUGACCUACAGAGCGAUAAUGUCUACAAAGCGGACCUGGAGUGGCUCCGAGGCAUUGGCUGGAUCCCUCUCGAUUCUGUGGAUCAUGUACGGGUUACUAGGAACCAGGAAAUGGUGAAUCAGAUAAAAUACAAGAAAGAUGCUCUGGACAACUACCCUAACUUUACAAGUGUCGUGGAUCCUCCUGAGAUUGUUCUGGCCAAGAUUAAUGCAGUCAACCAGAGUGAUGUAAAAUACAAAGAAACAUUUAAUAAAGCCAAGGGCAAGUACACGUUUUCUCCAGAUACACCACACAUCUCCCACUCCAAAGACAUGGGAAAACUCUACAGCACUAUACUGUACAAAGGGGCAUGGGAGGGAACCAAAGCCUAUGGUUACACCCUGGAUGAGCGCUACAUUCCCAUCGUUGGAGCCAAGCAUGCCGAUCUGGUGAACAGUGAGCUUAAAUACAAAGAAACAUAUGAGAAACAAAAAGGUCAUUAUUUGGCUGGAAAAGAGAUCAGUGAGUUCCCUGGUGUUGUUCACUGCCUGGAUUUCCAAAAAAUGAGGAGUGUGUUGAACUACAGAAGAGAUUAUGAGAAUACCAAAGCAAAUGUUCAUAUCCCCAAUGAUAUGAUGAACCACGUAUUGGCUAAAAGGUGCCAGUACAUCCUCAGUGACCUGGAGUAUCGACACUACUUUCACCAGUGGACUUCCCUUCCUGAAGAACCUAAUGUGAUACAUGCCCGAAACGCCCAGGAGAUCAUCAGUGAUAAUGUGUACAAAGAUGAUUUGAACUGGUUGAAAGGCAUUGGCUGCUACGUGUGGGAUACACCCCAGAUUCUCCAUGCCAAGAAAUCAUAUGACCUCCAGAGUCAGCUACAAUACACCGCUGCAGGUAAAGAAAAUUUGCAAAACUACAACCUGGUCACCGAUACGCCGCUUUACGUGACUGCUCUUCAAAGUGGCAUUAACGCCAGCGAGGUGAAAUAUAAAGAAAAUUACCAUCAGAUCAAGGACAAAUACACGACAGUUCUUGAAACAGUGGAUUAUGACAGAACCAAGAAUCUGAAAGAUCUGUACAGCAGCAACCUGUACAAGGAGGCCUGGAACAAAGUGAAAGCCACCAGCUACAUCCUGCCAACCAGCACCUUGUCCCUGACGCAUGCCAAGAACCAGAAGCACCUGGCCAGCCAUAUCAAAUAUCGGGAGGAAUAUGAAAAGUUCAAAGCUCUCUAUACUUUACCAAAAAGUGUUGAAGAUGACCCAAACACAGCUCGGUGCCUCAGAGUUGGCAAGCUUAACAUUGAUCGCCUCUAUAGAUCAGUUUACGAAAAGAACAAGAUGAAAAUCAACAUUGUGCCUGACAUGGUAGAGAUGGUGACUGCCAAGGAUUCUCAGAAGAAAGUCAGUGAGGUUGAUUACCGCCUGCACCUCCAUGAGUGGAUCUGCCACCCCGACUUACAAGUCAACAGUCACGUCAGGAAAGUCACAGACCAGAUCAGCGAUAUUGUGUAUAAAGAUGAUCUCAACUGGCUGAAAGGCAUUGGUUGCUAUGUCUGGGACACUCCUGAAAUUCUCCAUGCCAAACAUGCUUAUGACCUACGCAACGAUAUCAAGUACAAAGCUCAUGUACAGAAAACGAGGAAUGACUACAAGUUGGUCACAGAUACACCAGUCUACGUGCAGGCUGUCAAGAGUGGGAAGCAGCUAAGUGACGCUGUCUACCACUAUGACUAUGUGCACAGUGUCAGAGGCAAAGUGGCACCAACCACAACAACUGUGGAUCUGGACCGGGCCCUCCAUGCAUACAAGCUCCAGAGUGAGAAUCUUUACAAAACCAGCCUUCGCACUCUGCCCACUGGAUAUCGGCUUCCUGGAGAUACCCCUCACUUCAAGCACAACAAAGACAUCCGUUACAUGAGCAGUUAUUUUAAGUACAAGGAAGUUUAUGAGCACAUGAAGGCAAAUGGGUAUACUCUCGGCCCCAAUGAUGUGCCGUUUGUCAACGUCCGGAGAGUCAACCAAGUUACCAGCGAGAGACUGUACAGAGAACUGUACCACAAGCUUAAAGACAAGAUUCACACCACUCCUGACACUCCAGAAAUUCGCCAGGUCAAAAAGACACAGGAAGCUGUCAGUGAGUUGAUCUACAAAUCAGACUUCUUCAAGAUGCAGGGCCACAUGAUCUCCCUGCCGUACACACCCGAAGUGCUGCACUGCCGCUACGUGGGAGACAUCACCAGUGACAUUAAAUACAAAGAGGACUUGCAGAUCCUGAAGGGCCUUGGCUGCUUCCUGUAUGACACUCCGGACAUGGUGCGCUCCCGACACCUGCGGAAGCUCUGGUCUAACUAUCUGUACACUGACAAUGCCAGGAAGAUGCGGGACAAAUACCAAGUGGUGCUUGACACUCCAGAAUACAGAAAAGUGCAAGAGCUGAAGACCCACCUGAGUGAGCUUGUGUACAGAGCUUCUGGCAAGAAGCUGAAGUCCAUCUUCACUUCAGUUCCUGACACUCCUGACCUUUUAAGAGCCAAGCGAGGGCAGAAGCUGCAGAGUCAGUAUUUGUAUGUUGAACUUGCCACCAAAGAAAGACCCCAUCAUCAUGCUGGAAAUCAGACCACAGCCCUAAAACAUGCUAAAGAUGUGAAGGACAUGGUGAGCGAGAAAAAAUAUAAGAUUCAGUAUGAAAAGAUGAAGGACAAAUACACCCCAAUUCCAGAUACCCCAAUCCUCAUCAGGGCCAAGAAUGCUUACUGGAACGCCAGUGAUCUACGGUACAAGGAAACCUUUCAGAAGACCAAAGGGAAGUACCACACUGUGAAGGAUGCCUUGGACAUUGUUUAUCAUCGCAAAGUCACUGAUGACAUCAGUAAAGUGAAAUACAAGGAGAACUACAUGAAACAGUUGGGAAUCUGGAGGUCCAUCCCUGACCGGCCAGAGCACUUCCACCACCGGGCGGUCACUGAUGCCGUCAGUGAUGUGAAAUACAAAGAAGACUUAACCUGGUUGAAAGGCAUUGGUUGCUAUGCCUAUGAUACACCUGACUUCACUCUGGCUGAAAAGAACAAGACUCUCUACAGCAAGUAUAAAUAUAAAGAGGUAUUUGAAAGGACAAAGUCAGAUUUCAAGUACGUUGCCGACUGUCCAAUCAACAGACAUUUCAAAUAUGCAACUGAGUUGGUGAAUGAGAAAAAAUACAGAGCUGAUUAUGAGCAGCGGAAAGAUAAAUACCACCUGGUAGUCGAUGAGCCUAGACAUCUGUUGGCUAAGACCGCAGGCGACCAGAUCAGUCAGAUUAAAUAUAGGAAAAAAUAUGAAAAAUCAAAGGACAAAUUCACCUCCAUCGUGGAUACUCCAGAACACCUGCGUACUACAAAAGUCAACAAACAAAUCAGUGACAUACUUUAUAAAUUGGAAUACAACAGGGCCAAACCCCGAGGCUACACCACAAUCCACGACACACCCAUGCUGCUGCAUGUCCGCAAGGUCAAAGAUGAAGUCAGUGACCUGAAAUACAAAGAAGUUUACCAAAGAAAUAAGUCUAACUGCACAAUUAAGCCAGAUGCUGUUCAUAUCAAAGCGGCCAAGGACGCCUACAAAGUCAACACGAAUUUGGACUACAAAAAGCAGUAUGAAGCCAACAAAGCCCACUGGAAGUGGACUCCGGACCGGCCAGACUUCAUCCAGGCUGCCAAGUCAUCCCUGCAGCAAAGCGAUUUUGAAUACAAGCUGGACCGAGAGUUCCUCAAGGGCUGCAAGCUUUCUGUCACUGAUGAUAAAGACAUGGUGCUGGCUCUCAAGAAUUCGAUCAUAGAAAGUGAUCUGAAAUACAAAGAGAAGCACGUCAAGGAAAGAGGAAGUUGCCAUGCCGUUCCCGACACUCCUCAGAUCCUUCUGGCAAAGACUGUCAGCAACCUGGUGUCUGAGAACAAGUACAAGGACCACGUCAAGAAGCACUUGGCCCAGGGCUCAUACACAACACUUCCUGAGACCCGGGAUACUGUUCACGUCAAGAAAGUGACCAAGCACGUCAGUGACACAAAUUACAAAAAGAAGUUUGUCAAGGACAAAGGGAAAUCCAACUACUCCAUCAUGCAGGAGCCUCCAGAGGUGAAACACGCUAUGGAAGUGGCCAAGAAGCAGAGUGAUGUUGCUUACAAGAAGGAUGCCAAAGAAAACCUACAUUACACCACAGUGGCUGACCGGCCAGACAUUAAGAAGGCCACGCAGGCAGCCAAACAGGCCAGUGAGGUGGAGUACAGAGCCAAGCACCGCAAGGAAGGCAGCCAUGGGCUGAGCAUGCUCGGUCGCCCAGACAUUGAAAUGGCCAAGAAGGCAGCCAGGCUGAGCAGCCAGGUUAAAUACCGGGAAAAUUUUGACAAAGAGAAGGGAAAGACGACAAAAUACAAUCCAAAAGACAGCCAGCUCUAUAAGACCAUGAAAGAUGCUAAUAAUCUUGCAAGUGAGGUAAAAUAUAAGGCUGACUUGAAGAAGCUUCACAAACCUGUGACUGACAUGAAGGAAUCUCUGAUAAUGAAUCAUGUCCUGAACACAAGCCAGCUCGCCAGUUCUUACCAGUACAAGAAGAACUAUGAGAAGAGUAAAGGCCACUACCACACAAUCCCUGAUAAUCUGGAGCAGCUUCACCUCAAAGAGGCCACAGAAUUACAGAGUAUAGUGAAAUACAAAGAAAAGUAUGAAAAGGAACGAGGCAAGCCCAUGCUGGACUUUGAAACGCCCACCUACAUCACUGCCAAGGAGUCUCAGCAGAUGCAGAGUGGGAAAGAAUACAGGAAAGAUUAUGAAGAGUCCAUUAAAGGCAGAAACCUGACUGGCCUGGAGGUCACACCCGCUUUAUUACAUGUCAAAUAUGCAACCAAAAUAGCCAGCGAGAAAGAAUACAGGAGAGAUCUGGAGGAGAGCAUCCGUGGGAAAGGGCUCACUGAGAUGGAAGACACACCUGACAUGCAGAGAGCCAAGAAUGCCACCCAGAUCCUCAAUGAGAAAGAAUAUAAACGAGACUUGGAGCUGGAGGUCAAAGGAAGAGGACUGAAUGCCAUGGCCAAUGAGACUCCAGAUUUCAUGAGGGCCAGGAAUGCUACUGAUAUUGCCAGUCAGAUUAAAUACAAGCAAUCAGCAGAAAUGGAAAAAGCCAAUUUCACUUCUGUGGUCGACACUCCUGAGAUCAUUCAUGCCCAGCAAGUCAAGAACCUUUCCAGCCAGAAAAAAUACAAGGAAGAUGCUGAGAAGUCCAUGUCAUAUUAUGAGACUGUGUUGGACACCCCAGAGAUGCAGAGAGUCCGGGAGAACCAGAAGAACUUCAGCAAUCUCCAAUACCAGUGUGACCUUAAAAACAGUAAAGGAAAAAUUACAGUUGUUCAAGACACGCCAGAAAUACUGCGUGUUAAAGAAAAUCAAAAGAAUUUCAGCUCGGUUUUAUAUAAAGAGGACGUCUCACCUGGAACAGCAAUUGGAAAGACACCAGAGAUGAUGAGAGUGAAGAAAACACAGGAUCACAUCAGUUCGGUGAAGUAUAAGGAAGCAAUUGGACAAGGAACUCCAAUCCCCGACCUGCCUGAAGUGAAACGCGUCAAGGAGACCCAGAAGCACAUUAGCUCGGUUAUGUACAAAGAAAACUUGGGAACAGGCAUUCCAACAACUGUCACUCCAGAGAUUGAGAGAGUCAAACGCAAUCAAGAGAACUUUAGCUCGGUUUUGUACAAAGAAAAUCUGGGGAAAGGAACCCCAACAGCUGUCACUCCAGAGAUGGAGAGAGUAAAACGCAAUCAAGAGAACUUUAGCUCGGUGCUGUACAAAGAGAACAUGGGCAAGGGGACCCCUAUAGCGGUCACUCCAGAGAUGGAGAGAGUGAAACACAAUCAAGAGAACAUUAGCUCGGUCUUGUACAAGGAAAAUGUGGGGAAAGCCACCCCGACCCCUGUCACUCCAGAGAUGCAGAGAGUCAAACGCAAUCAAGAAAACAUUAGCUCGGUAUUGUACAAAGAGAACCUGGGGAAGGCAACCCCCACACCCUUUACUCCUGAGAUGGAAAGAGUCAAACGCAACCAAGAAAACUUUAGCUCGGUAUUGUACAAAGAGAAUAUGAGAAAGGCAACUCCGACACCUGUUACUCCUGAGAUGGAGAGAGCUAAGCGCAACCAAGAAAAUAUUAGCUCGGUUCUUUAUUCGGAUAGCUUCCGGAAACAAAUACAAGGCAAAGCAGCCUACGUGUUGGACACUCCGGAGAUGAGACGGGUGAGAGAAACCCAACGACACAUCUCCACCGUGAAAUAUCAUGAAGACUUUGAGAAAAGCAAGGGCUGCUUCACACCAGUGGUGACUGACCCUAUCACCGAGCGAGUGAAGAAGAACAUGCAGGACUUCAGUGACAUCAACUACCGAGGUAUUCAGAGGAAAGUGGUAGAAAUGGAACAGAAACGGAAUGACCAGGAUCAGGAAACUGUCACAGGCUUACGUGUCUGGCGUACUAAUCCUGGAUCAGUUUUUGACUAUGAUCCAGCAGAAGACAACAUUCAAUCCCGCAGUUUACACAAGCUCAACGUCCAAGCCCAGCGCAGGAGCAGGGAACAGUCGCGAUCUGCCAGUGCACUGAGUAUCAGUGGGGGUGAAGAGAAGUCUGAGCAUUCAGAAGGAGCCAACCACUACCUCUCCACCUACAGCGAAGGGGGCAUCUUCUCCACAACCUCAACAGCUUACAAACACGUAAGAACCACGGAGCUCCCCCAACAGCGGUCAUCGUCAGUUGCCACCCAACAGACGACAUUAUCCUCUAUUCCGUCCCACCCAUCCACUGCCGGAAAAAUUUUCCGUGCCAUGUAUGACUACAUGGCCGCUGAUGCAGACGAGGUGUCCUUCAAAGAUGGAGAUGCUAUCGUCAACGUCCAAGCUAUCGACGAAGGUUGGAUGUACGGCACAGUGCAGAGGACUGGCAGGACAGGCAUGCUCCCUGCCAACUAUGUUGAAGCAAUUUAGUUAAUUUGCAGUCAGCAAAAACUAGUCAGUAAAGACUAUCACUCAUUCUCAAGGUGCCCAGUGAUUUUUCUUUGUCAAUCUGUUUAGAAUAGCACCAUCCCCAAUCUACUGACUACAUUUAUAUGGGCUCUAAAAAUUCUCCAGUAAAACAAAUGCUACUUAUUGGAAUUGUAUCUUCACUUGCUGGACUUGCACGUAAUACUUUUGAGACACAAAACUUAUGUUCUUUCAAAACUUCCACCAAAAUCUCUUCUGGGGAUUUUAAGGUUUAAAAGCUUUUACAAUGUUAUAUUAGCAAUCCUGUACAAAAAUGUUUAACAUUAUUAUGACGACUCUUAAAAUGAACAGGUCAAACAUACUAAUGCCAAAAUGACAUACUCUUUUCUCUGCUUUGAUGGAUGCUACUACCGGUUUUAUUCGAAUUCAGUUAGAACCAAUAGAAAAUAGACUUGUAAUUAAAAAAACUGCAAUAAAAUCUGUAAUUCUGCAAUAAACAUGGCUAAA